Acaulospora colombiana is the source of this 330-nucleotide messenger RNA. The record is from the annotation of a GenBank genome assembly. Lineage: Eukaryota; Fungi; Glomeromycota; Glomeromycetes; Diversisporales; Acaulosporaceae.
AUGAGUGGCUACGUCGCUAAGGGAGAAAAGGACUACGACGCCUCUGGCGCCCCCAUCACCGCCAAAAUUCACAAGAUUCGUAUCACGCUGACCAGCAGCAAUGUCAAGAACCUCGAAAAGUUCUCUGCCGACUUGAUUAACCGUGCCAAGGACAAGGAACUUCGCGUCAAAGGCCCAGUCAGGCUUCCUACCAAGCCUUGCGGUGAAGGUUCCAAGACCUGGGACCGCUAUGAACUCAAGAUCCACAAGCGUCUGAUUGACCUUCACUCUUCCAGCGAGAUUGUCAAGCAGAUUGUAAGUCCUCAGCUACUAGCCUUGAUACCGCACUAA